Molecule: messenger RNA, 243 nt
Organism: Amoebophrya sp. A120
Lineage: Eukaryota; Dinophyceae; Syndiniales; Amoebophryaceae
Source: the annotation of a GenBank genome assembly
UUUAUCCCUUAGUCUCGAUUGUCGUAUUAUUUGAUAUGCCUAUCGUUUUCUGUCUCGGUUUUUUAUUUCUACGCAUUACACUUUUGGAUCUACACAUACACAUCGAUCUCGUCUGGCUUCGGUUUUUUGUUCAUCUCGAGUUUCUCAUGAUCAGCAUCGUUCUCUACGUUAUUAACGCUCUACUAGUUCUCUGUUUCGAUCUAUUUACAUUAUUUUUAGGCUCGCUCGUUACAUGCAUGGACG